GUAAUAUUGAGAUACAAUAUUCUCCCCGCAACACUGUGUAAUGGUGAUCAUGCUACCCAUACCCAUAGGGAGGACCGCCGGCAUCCUUUUUGCCUUUGCCCUCUUGGCUCGUGGUCUGCGCGAGAACGAGCCGCGCAACACGUCGCGUGCGGCUUCCGCCAUCGCGCAUCCGCCCAAGCGAAGGAGCCCCAUGAUGAUGAUGCGCGACACGCGCGCGUACGGAGGCAGACGAGAUAGGCUCAUAGCUCCCGAAGCGGGCAUUAUGUUCUCGCACCACAAAUCGGGCCAUAUCCUGUCGCACAAGAUCGUCGCGCGCGCGCGCCGGCUCGGUGGCGACGUGCGCCACGGAGGUCACUGGUUCGGCCAGGGCCUCGACGAGGGAGCAAUUGCGUCGUUCGCCCGGCGAGAUCGAUACUUCAAAUAUCGCUGCCAUAGUUGCUUCCAGGGGGCGCUCGUGCCGACGGCGCGCGUCGUGAAUAUAGUCCGGGACCCCUUCAGCGUGGUCGCAUCAGGGUACGCGUACCGAACCAGAGCGGAAUGUGAAAUGGGGAAAGUUGAUGAACUGUUGCGUUCGUAGUUGAGAUCACUCCGCUUUCCAUCAUUCCAAAAGAUGGCCGGAGGGACCUUGCCGAGCUAGGGUGCUUUAGACAACCACUCGAACGCAGGUAUCACGUUCGCGGCAGCGAGCGGAUGGCGCUGCUAUUUCGCGACAGUGGCGAGCGUGGAGGCGAUCUCGUGUCGUUUUUUGAUGGCUCCGCAGUAAAAUACGGGCUGCCUCUCCCACGGUCGCGCGACGAGAGCUACGUUGACUACCUUGCGCGCCUCCCCGUCGACCGCGGCGUUCUCGCGGAGAUGGUCCGCGUCGACGGGUGGGAUGGGCCAGAGAUGGUCGCAUCCGUCCGUGCGACGCGACACCUAAAAAACGGACAGAAUUACUGCAUCGAGCGCUUCGCUGGGCCCCUCGACACCUUCCGCAGCGCCGUCGCAGAAGUCCUCGUGGGCCUCGGUGUCGCAUCUCUCGCAGUGGAAGCCUUUGACGAAUUUCACGAGCCCGGUGAGCACGCAACGCGGCGAAACGACGUCGAAGCGCUCGUCGAGGCCGCGAGGAAACACGACGCGCGCUUCUUCGGCGCGUCUUUUGCCAACGCGAGCCACGAGCUCGGAUGCGCGUGAUAUUGUGCUUUGGCCUUCGACUGAAGUGAACUUACUUUAGGUUCACCCCGGCGUUUUUACGGCGCCUACUUAGCGCCGGGCUUGAUCCACUUGGAUAAGUAAGAAGAUACGGGA
Pelagomonas calceolata is the source of this 1287-nucleotide messenger RNA. Lineage: Eukaryota; Pelagophyceae; Pelagomonadales; Pelagomonadaceae. The record is from the annotation of a GenBank genome assembly.